ACUCUCUCCUCUUCCCUCAUAUUAAUCAUCUUCAACCUUCUCUCCAACAUCCUAUAUACUCUUUUUUUUUUCCACUAAAUUAUAAACUACUGUUACAUCUCUGGCUCUCCUAAAGCUAUAGCAGCUUCUUUCCUUAUAAACCAAAAAAAAAAAACAAAGGAGCUGAUAAAUCUUUGAGACGUUCGUGAUGGAACUCAUCCCCAAUCUUCCCGACGACGUUGCCCGCGAGUGUCUCUUACGCGCAUCCUACAAACAGUUCCCUACCAUCGCUUCCGUUUGCAGAGGCUGGAACCGUGAAGUCUCUCUCUCUCACUUCUUACUCCAGCGAAAAGCUUCACGCCAUAGCCAAGACCUUCUUAUCCUCUCUCAGGCUCGUCACCACAAAGACUCCUCCAAGAUUCACCCUUCCCCUGAAUACCGGCUCGCUGUUCUCGAUUCCGGCUCCGGUCUUUGGACGGAGCUUCCUCCGAUCCCGGCUCUAUCCACCGGACUUCCUCUCUUCUGCAGCCUCGUCUCUGUCCGCUCGGAUCUUAUUGUCCUGGGUGGGCUUGACCCGGUCACGUGGCAGGCCUCUGAUUCCGUCUUCGUCUUCAGUUUCCUCACCUCCAAGUGGCGCCUGGGGUCUACCAUGCCAGGUGUGCGAAGAUCCUUCUUCGCGUGCGCUUCCGAUUCCGAUAGGACGGUGUUCGUUGCGGGUGGACACGACGAAGAGAAAUGUGCGCUGACGUCAGCACUAGUCUACGACGUGGCGGAAGACAAGUGGGCCUUCUUGCCGGAUAUGGCGCGGGAACGGGACGAGUGCAAAGCGUUAUUCCACGCUGGCAGAUUCCACGUCAUCGGUGGAUAUGCCACGGAGGAACAGGGGAACUUCAGUAAAACCGCUGAAUCCUUCGACGUGUCUACGUGGCAGUGGGGUCCACUCACGGAGGAGUUCCUCGACGGUAGCCCGCCGGUAUGCGCAGCCGGUGAGAACGGAGAUUUGUACGCGUGCUGUCGUGGCGACGUGAUGGUGUCGAUGAACGACACGUGGCAGAAGGUGGGUCAGGUCCCUGCUGAUGUGCACAAUGUGACUUACGUGGCGGUUAGGCCGGGGAGGCUUAUUGUGAUCGGCAACGGCAAGGCUCUGGCUACCGUGGGGUAUAUAUGUGAUUUAAGUAGCUCUCGGUGGGUAAAAUUGGAAACACAUGUUGGUCACGUUCAAGCUGGCUGCUUCUUGCAAGUCUAACUAAUUGGGAACACAAAAGCUUCCAAUCUUUGUGGAGUUUUGACCUAAAUCCCAACAAAAAUCUAUCGAUUUUCUCGUGUGCUUAUGUACAAUAAAUCUUUUCGUGAUAAUAAUGAAAAAGAAGAAGGAAGACGUUUAGUUGUGAUAUCCGUUCAAAUACGUGUAUUACUCAUUUUAGAGUGUCGACGUUAAUUAAUGAUUUUUGUAUCUA
Messenger RNA from Capsella rubella, 1436 nucleotides. Its product is annotated as F-box/kelch-repeat protein At1g80440. Gene Ontology annotation, molecular function: protein binding. The record is from RefSeq and is a predicted model, not a curated record. NCBI's taxonomy places the organism in Eukaryota, Viridiplantae, Streptophyta, Magnoliopsida, Brassicales, Brassicaceae. Gene Ontology annotation, biological process: regulation of phenylpropanoid metabolic process; negative regulation of cytokinin-activated signaling pathway. Bases 188 to 1225 code for a protein of 345 amino acids. The transcript has a single exon.